UUUUUCUCCACAAACAUUUUGCCUCUCUUAGAGUGAGAUAAUAAUAAAGAUAAAGUAGCAAUAGUACUAUUACUACUAUAGUAGCAUUAUAAAAAAGCAAACUAAACUUAGUUUAUAUAAGUAAGUCUCAAAAACCCUCAACUUCUUUUUUAUGUACCCUCUUUUGUUUUAACCUCUUUCAAGCCAAACACAUUUACAAGAAAGAGAAAGAAAAAAAUGGAAGAUCAAUGUAGCCCUCUUAGCUGGCCUUAUAACUACUACCUAGAAGAGGGGAUAGAGGAAUUGAAGCAUUCAUUGGUGUACACAACAUUGGAAUUGGAGAAUACUGUGAUUUCAGCCCAUGAGGAACUUGCAAGAAAAGAUGAGGAGAUUUUGCAACUUAAGGAUCUAUUGACUAGAGUUAUGAAAGAAAGAGAUGAAGCACAAGGCAAAUUUCAAAGGAUUGGAAUGGAGAAAAUUGUACUACAACAACAAUUGCUCCAACAACAACAAGUACAAGUACAAUUUCAAUUUCAAAAACAUAACCAAAAUAAUGUUGUUAUAGAAAGUACACCUAUUUCUAGUGGCACAACAAUUAGUCAUGAUAAUCAAGAACAUGACCAAAUUUUAAAAGGGGUAGUUGACUCUAACCACAACAACAACAUUUGUGUACUUUCUAAUUCCUCAGAUUGUGAUGAAAACAAUGUUGUUUCACCACCAUUAUUAGUCCAAGAUUUAAUCGAAAAUGUUGUAAUCAAGAAGCCAUUGCCAGAGAAGGGGAAAUUCUUGCAAGCUGUGAUGGAAGCAGGGCCAUUACUUCAAACACUUUUACUAGCAGGACCACUACCUCAAUGGCAACAUCCACCACCACAACUCAACUCAAUCGACAUUCCUCCGGUCACUAUUACCUCCCCUACUCCGCGUUUACUACAUCAGGACUCUGCCCUGAGUAGUAGCACCGGGGGAAUCUCCCCCGGUGCUAGAACAUGUUUUGGGCAAAAAAGGGAUGUUGUUGGUGCUGGUUUUAACAUUGUUGAAGGCAUUGAUACUCCUUCAAAGUAUCAAAAAGUUGUUCACCAAUCAUCAUUGACCAACAUGUAGUGCUUUUCCUUCUUUUCCCACCUCUAUAAUUAGCUCACCUUAAGUAGUAUAGUAAUUUUUUUUUUCCCUCUCUUCUGAAAUUUACUGGCUCGACUAAUUUAGAUUUGAGCUGUGUAGGGCCCGUUACAUGGAAAAGUAAGUGCUCCCAUCAGGAGUUAAGUUACCUGAAGGUGGAGGAAUUUCAUCCAUCUCGCCACAACCCUGGUUUGGUUAAGUUUAGAUAGUAGCAUAUGCAUUAUCCAUCCUUUUCAUAUGAAAAAGGAGGUAAAAAUUACUAAGCAUGAAAAUGGAUGGAUAUCAUAUGCAUGCCAUUUAAUUCCAUCCAAUUAGGAUCUUUGUAAAAUUAGUUGGUUUGCCUUAGAAACUAAGCAAUCCUCUUAAUUAUUAGCUAACCAAGAUUUAGAGGAUUUUGACAAAAGGCCUAAUUAUGAAUGGCCUUUUACUUAGUUACAUAUUUGGGUUUUUUUUCAAGAUCAAUGUCGCACUAUAAAAGUGUUGUAUUCUUGAUCAUGACUUGGUGCUUUGUUUUUUAAGCCCUUUGAUUUGGAUGGAGAGAGGAGUUUGAUCUUUUAUUUUAAUUAUUUCCCCAUGUAAUAUGAGUUAUUGGGGAUUUUUUUUAAUUUUUUUUUUACUAUAUGUAUACUUUGCUAUCUUUUUUCUCUUGGUCUAAUUUUGCAUAAAAAUACUAUGCAAGGUGUAUCUUGAGAGAUUAUGAUGUUGUAGACUUGUUUGUCAUCAUUGAGAAGAUGAUUUAGUUUAAUGAAGGCUUUUGUUUUCCUU
Molecule: messenger RNA, 1860 nt
Organism: Solanum stenotomum
Lineage: Eukaryota; Viridiplantae; Streptophyta; Magnoliopsida; Solanales; Solanaceae
Exons: 2
Coding region: 217-1080 (287 amino acids)
Source: RefSeq, a predicted model, not a curated record